UGUCAGGUGGCUUUCUCAAAGUCUCAAGUCAUUUCCGCUUAUUCAGCAAUACAAGCCGCAUUCGAGGUAUUCAGCGUCUCAAACAGUUUACUUGGCGAAAUACGGUGUGAAAAUGCCUCUGAAGUAUCCGGAAGCUCGUCGCGAUCUCUCCAACACGGAGGAGUUUUUCGGCAGGCAGAUCACCGACCACUACAGGUGGCUGGAGGAUCCGGAUGCAGCGGAAACGGAGGCCUUCGUGAGUGCCCAGAAUGAGAUCGCCCAGCCGUACUUGGAGAACAACGACGAGUGGAAGGUGAUCAAUGAGAAGCUGACGAAACUGUGGAAUUAUCCCAAGUACAACUGCCCGCUCAAGUAUGGGAACCGCUACUUCUUCAGCCACAACUCAGGUCUGCAAAAUCAGAAUGUGCUGUACACAAUGGACUCCCUCAAUGGGGAGUCCAAAGUCUUCCUGGAUCCCAACACGUUGUCCGAGGAUGGAACUGUGGCCCUCAGUGGGACUUCUUUCUCCGAGGACGGGCGAUUUUUCGCCUAUGGACUGAGUGCAAGUGGCUCAGAUUGGAUCAAAAUCAAAAUCAGGAACGUGGAAACAGGCAAAGACUUUCCUGAGGUGCUGGAAAAAGUGAAAUUCUCCUCAAUGGCGUGGACAAAGGACUGCAAUGGCAUCUUCUACGGACGCUAUCCAGACCAGGAGGGCAAAACCGAUGGCUCGGAAACGCUGAUGAAUGAACACCAGAAGCUCUAUUACCAUCGCGUGGGAACACCUCAGUCCGAAGAUGUCCUUGUGGCGGAAUUCCCAGAGAAUCCCUCAUAUAGAAUUGGUGCAAAUGUCUCGGAUUGCGGCAAAUAUUUAAUACUGCUCAUUGUGAAAGACUGCCGAGAUAAUUUAGUGUACUUCGCAGAUCUGGAAAGUGCCGGACAAAUAAGCGGAAAGUUGCCUUUGAAGCAAAUCAUCCACAAAUUCGAGGCAGAUUAUGAAUAUGUCACCAAUACUGGCUCUAAUGUAGUCUUCCUGACUAACAAGAAUGCCCCAAAUUAUCAUCUUGUCUGCAUUGACUUCAACGAUCCGGCGCCUGAGAAGUGGAAUGUUCUCGUGCCAGAGCAUAAGACUGAUGUGCUGGACUGGGUGGAAUGUGUGCAUCAGAACAAGCUGAUCCUUGGGUAUAUCCAUGAUGUGAAGACGCAGCUUCAGGUGCAUUCGCUGGAAACGGGAAAGCUGAUCCGACACUUUCCAAUAGACGUCGGCACGAUUGUCGGCUGCUUUGGACGGAAGAGCUCAUCUGAGAUUUUCUAUCAGUUCGUCUCCUUUCUCACUCCGGGCAUAAUCUAUCACUACGACUUUGCGGAUGAGUCGAAAGAGCCCACGGUAUUUCGCGAGUGCAAGAUACAGCUGGAAGGCUUCAAGCCUGAGAAUUACUGUGUGGAACAGGUGUUCUAUCCCAGUCGCGAUGGCACCAAGAUUCCCAUGUUCAUCGUGAGGAAGAACACGCCCAGUGUUACGCCGCGACCUUGUCUGCAGUACGGUUACGGUGGCUUUAACAUCUCCAUCCAACCCACAUUCAGUAUCACUGGUCUGAUGUUCGUGGAGUACUUCAAUGGCGUCCUGGCGUUCCCCAACAUUCGUGGCGGUGGCGAGUAUGGUGAAAAGUGGCACAAUGCUGGUCGUCUUCUCAACAAGCAGAACGUCUUCGAUGACUUCCAAGCGGCAGCUGAGUAUCUCGUGGCCAACAAAUACACAACCAAGCCUCAAUUGGCCAUACAGGGCGCUUCCAAUGGGGGUCUCCUUGUGGGCGCUUGUCUGCUCCAACGGCCAGAUCUGUUCGGUGCUGCCGUGGCUCAAGUGGGUGUUCUGGACAUGCUGCGCUUCCACAAGUUCACUAUCGGCCACGCCUGGACCAGCGACUAUGGAGAUCCCGACAAGAAGGAGCACUUUGAUAAUCUGAUCAAGUAUUCUCCACUGCACAAUGUCAAGACGCCUGCCGAUGAAGCCAAUCAGUAUCCGGCCACUCUCAUCCUCACGGCUGAUCAUGAUGAUCGCGUGAGUCCGUUGCACAGCCUCAAGUUUGCCGCCACAAUUCAGCAUGCGGUCAAGGAGUGCGAACACCAGAAGAAUCCUAUUCUGCUGCGCGUGUACAGCAAGGCGGGUCAUGGUGCUGGAAAACCCACGACCAAGAAAAUCGAGGAGGCAACAGAUAUUUUAACGUUCCUCAGCAAGGGUUUCCAGGCAAACCAGUAAGUUGUGGAGUUUAGAUUGAGUUCAGCAUUUCUUCCAUUCUCUCAUCAUGCGUGAGUGAAAUUUGCCAUACUACUUCUAACCGUGAAAUUGUUUGCAUUCAAUUUGUACGCACGUUUUACCGUGCAUUUUAUAUCAAUUGAGCAGCUCUUGCAUAAGUAAUAAUAAAAAGAUUGAAAACAUAAA
Messenger RNA from Phlebotomus argentipes, 2416 nucleotides. Its product is annotated as prolyl endopeptidase. Gene Ontology annotation, molecular function: serine-type endopeptidase activity; oligopeptidase activity. The coding region runs from base 113 to 2233 and encodes 706 amino acids. The record is from RefSeq and is a predicted model, not a curated record. The transcript is spliced from 5 exons. Gene Ontology annotation, cellular component: cytosol. Gene Ontology annotation, biological process: proteolysis. NCBI's taxonomy places the organism in Eukaryota, Metazoa, Arthropoda, Insecta, Diptera, Psychodidae.